Messenger RNA from Rattus norvegicus (Norway rat), 1582 nucleotides. It is a transcript of the gene Slc22a18, whose product is annotated as solute carrier family 22, member 18. The record is from RefSeq and is a predicted model, not a curated record. Gene Ontology annotation, cellular component: apical plasma membrane; cytoplasm; nuclear envelope. Gene Ontology annotation, biological process: transmembrane transport; xenobiotic detoxification by transmembrane export across the plasma membrane; xenobiotic transport. NCBI's taxonomy places the organism in Eukaryota, Metazoa, Chordata, Mammalia, Rodentia, Muridae. Gene Ontology annotation, molecular function: transmembrane transporter activity; ubiquitin protein ligase binding.
GUUCCCUGUUCCCUUCCUAGCCAGAAGGGCAAUUUUCCCACACUCCCUCACAACCAGGAAGUGCCCCACCCCUCCAGAGUUUGUUUCCGAACAAGAACAACAAGAACGAAAGCUGCCUGUUCCCCCACAACUGCAAGCUCUGUUUGUGGGCACAGGCCACUCCUUCCAACCUGGUGAGUCAGCAUCCAGCCAGAAUCAACAGGACUUUUGCCCCUUGCCUACUGCAAGGCUUGCUCUCCUCUAGUUCCGGUCCCUCCGGGACUCUGGAUACCUCCUGCCCAGGAUGUCUGGCCAGCUCCCCAGCAGCAUGGUUGCUCUGCCCCGGCAGGGGAUCAUCAUACUCACCUAUGUGCUGGCGGCCCUGGAGCUAACAUGUCUCUUCAUGCAGUUCUCCAUCAUACCAUAUCUGUCUCGGACACUGGGCCUGGAUUCUGUCUCCUUUGGUUACCUACAGACGACCUUCGGGGUGCUUCAGCUGCUGGGUGGGCCUGUGUUUGGCAGGUUCGCAGACCAGCGGGGAGCCAGAGCAGCACUCACACUCUCCUUCCUGGCGGCCUCUGCUCUGUACCUGCUCCUGGUGGCCUCCUGUAGCCCAGCCCUGCCUGGUGUCUUCCUGCUCUUCGCCUCGCGUCUACCUGCCGCACUCAUGCACACACUUCCAGCUGCCCAGAUGGUCAUCACUGAUCUGACGGCGCCCACAAAGCGGCCCACAGCACUGAGCCGGCUGGGCCUCUGCUUUGGCAUUGGAGUUAUCUUCGGCUCCCUGCUUGGUGGGACCCUUAGCACCGCAUACGGGAUCCAGUGUCCUGCCUUCCUGGCUUUUGUGGUCACCCUCUUAGGAGCUGUCCUCAGCUUUACCUGUAUCCCUGUUACCACCAAGGAGGCCAGUGUCCAGUCAGCCCAUCAGGGUGGAACCAGUGUAUUUGACCUGAAGGCCAUCUCCCGCCUGCUGCUGCUGCCCAGAGUGCUGCCCGUAUUCCUGGUCAAGGUAAUCUCUGGCUUCCCUUCAGGACUCUUCAUGGUGAUGUUCUCCAUCAUCUCCAUGGACUUCUUCCAGCUGGAGGCUGCACAGGCUGGCUACCUCAUGUCCUUCUUUGGGAUCCUCCAGAUGAUGAUCCAAGGCCUGGUUAUUGGGAGACUAAGCACCCGUUUUCCAGAGGAAGCCCUGCUGAGAUCCAGUGUACUAGUCUUUGCUGUUGUGGGCCUGGGCAUGGCACUGAUGUCCAAUGUGUUCCACUUCUGCCUUUUGUUGCCUGGACUCGUAUUCAGUCUCUGUGCUCUCAACAUAGUCACAGACAGCAUGCUGACCAAGGCUGUAUCUGCUUCAGACACAGGGACCAUGUUGGGCCUCUGUGCAUCUGUGCAUCCAUUGACCCGUACUGUAGGACCCACCCUGGGUGGCCUGCUGUACCGGAGCUAUGGUGUCUCCAUCUUGGGCCAUGUGCAACUCAUGGUGAACUUGCUUGUCCUAUUGGUCCUCUGGAAGAAACCAUUGUCCCAGAAGGGAGACAAAGCCCGGUGACCACAAAACCCAACGACCUGGCCCAGUCAAGCAAUAAACUUAAGAACCUCUUCUUCUUAA